Molecule: messenger RNA, 735 nt
Organism: Acanthocheilonema viteae
Lineage: Eukaryota; Metazoa; Nematoda; Chromadorea; Rhabditida; Onchocercidae
Source: the annotation of a GenBank genome assembly
AUGGCAACAUUAGCUGAACAGUUAAAUCCCACUCCAAUACAACAAGCAGAAAAUGAACCAUCCGUUGUGGAGAAUGAAAUUGUUGCAUCGACAAUUGCUGGUGCGGAUACGGAAGAGCUUUCUGAUCUAUCGGAACCUUGUGAAGGUUCUUCAACUAGCACGAAGGGUUCUUCGUCAUUUUCAGCUUGGUAUAAUCGAAUUGCUCCAUUGGUACGUAAUAGGCAAGUACGAGUGCUUUCGAUUAUUAAUUGCAUUCUGACAAUAAUUAAUUUAUUUGUCAUCUUACUGAUUGUUACAAGCUGUUUUUGGUUGUUAGCAUUGAAAAUUAAGCAUAGUCAAUUGCUACAAAGUGAUAUGCCAUGCUUUUAUAAAUUCAAACCGUGGUCACAGUGCUCAGCAACUUGUUGGGCUGACGGUCAGCCAAUGCCAAUUAUGAAACGUGAAAUAGAUGAGGAUAAAUUAGUAAUGACACGUGGUAAAGAUUUUGCCAGCUGUCCAUCAAAUAUUAAAAAAAAUCUUGUGCAGAAAGCACCUUGUAAUUUACAACGUUGUCCAUUGAAACUUAGUUCAUUUUCAAACUGGACCAAAUGCUUCCAUAAGAAUCCAGUGCUACGAAAAGCAGGAGGAUGCUAUCAGAUACGCAUACUACCACUUGAAGAUCGUCUAAUUUACGUGGAUACGUCGGAACUUACAAGAAAUUGCCCUAAUGAACAAUGCCCGGAUUAUGUUCCGUAA